AUGAUACAGGAGGCGGUAGCAAAGGCAGUAAAUCAGUCAGUUGAGACAGCUGUGAAUGCAGCGAUUCCCCCAGCAAUAGACAUAGCAAUAAAAUCUAAUAUGCAUACUAUGGUAGAGAAGGCGUUGGAACCAAUUCAUGGAAAAAUUGAUAAUUUAACAGAGCAACUGAACCUACAAUUGACGGAAACCAAGGAACAAACGACUGAAAAUAAAAAACAGAUUGAAAAGUUGGCAAGUGUGGUGAAUAACUUAGAAGAUAAAUCAGAAGAACAUGAACAGAAAAUAGCUGCGCUGGAAGAGACAGUGACCAAAUUGGAAAUUGAUAAGGCUUCUUAUAUAUUAAGACUCCAAAAUUUAGAAGAACAAGAAGGAGAGGAUGUACAACAAAAUGUGAUCAAAUUAUUGGCUGAAUAUAUACAAGAAGAGGAUGAGAUCAAAGUUAAAAAUGACAUUGAGGCGAUUUAUCACGUGAACACGACAUAUACUCGAAAAAACAAAUUGCCACCUGAAGUACACAUAAGGUUUGCCAAAAAAAGUUUACGGCAACAAAUUUUGACAACUGCUAUGCAGAGACCGUUAAUGAGACACAAAAAGGAAAUCAAAAUAUUGAGGGAUGUCCCCUGGAGAAAGAGGGAAAAGAGGAAGUUGUAUAAAAAAUUAGUAAAUCCGAUAAGAAAGAAAGGGAUAAAAUUUAAAUGGCUGACACCGGAAGGUAUUACCUUCAACUAUAAGGAAAGAUGGCAUAAGAUAAACUCGGUCUUCAAACUGGAAGAGUUUAUAAGAAGAUUUGGAGAAGAGCUAGAGAUUCCGAUAACAGAGGAAAGCCAAAGUCAAGGAGAGGAGGAGGAAGAGGAGGAGGAAGAAGAAGGACCAGAGAAACAAGAAGGAAGGGACGGAAAACGAACUCAAGAGGCAAAACAGGAGAAGAGGCCAAAGAGAACGAGUAUGAUUCCGCUGCAAGUACGUACCAGAUUAUUUUACAGAAAGAAAAAGAGCAAUAGAUAA
Gekko japonicus is the source of this 1005-nucleotide messenger RNA. Its product is annotated as apolipoprotein A-IV-like. The record is from RefSeq and is a predicted model, not a curated record. Bases 1 to 1005 code for a protein of 334 amino acids. The transcript has a single exon. NCBI's taxonomy places the organism in Eukaryota, Metazoa, Chordata, Lepidosauria, Squamata, Gekkonidae.